Molecule: messenger RNA, 3291 nt
Organism: Aedes albopictus (Asian tiger mosquito)
Lineage: Eukaryota; Metazoa; Arthropoda; Insecta; Diptera; Culicidae
Gene: ced-6
Product: PTB domain-containing adapter protein ced-6
Exons: 9
Coding region: 105-1865 (586 amino acids)
Source: RefSeq, a predicted model, not a curated record
UUAUAGUAUUGCUGCAUCCGUCGUCCGUCAAGAUAGGUCCCCCACCGAACCGAAGUGAGUUUGGGCCGCAGUGAAGUGAUCGAUCGAAAACCCCCGGUGCCGCGAUGGCGUCCACACUGAUGUUCUGGAACAAGCAGAACUCCAGCAACCAAAACGGAAACGAUGCCAAGAACACAAAGAACGGCCGCAACUGGCUGCACGCCCCGGACGUGCUGGUCAACGGCCAUGUCGCUUAUCUAGUCAAAUUCCUCGGAUCUACCCCAGUCGAGCAGGCCAAGGGCAUCGAAGUGGUCAAGGAAGCCAUCCGGAGGUUGCAAUUCACACAGCAGAUGAAGAAGGCGGAAGGAGGCAGUAAUGUUAAGACGAAAAAGGUCGAAAUUACCAUCAGCGUGGAUGGCGUUGCAAUACAGGAACCCCGCACCCAGACGAUCCUGCAUCAGUUCCCGCUGCACAAAAUCUCCUACUGUGCCGACGAGAAGGGAGUGAAAAAGUUCUUCAGCUUUAUUGCCAAAACCGGGUCCGGUUCGGCGACGCCAUCGCUGAGUGCCAGUGACGAUACGCAUUCGUCCCAUUCGGGUGAUCAUCAGCACAACCAGCAGGGAGGGCAGGAUAGUGGCCAGCACGAGUGCUUCGUGUUCAUCUCGAACAAGCUGGCGUCGGACAUCACGCUCACGAUCGGGCAGGCAUUCGAUCUGGCCUACAGGCGUUACGUGAACGACAGCGGCAAGACCGUCGAGUCGAGCAAGCUACACACGCAGAACAAACAACUGGAAAGCACAGUGAACGCGUAUCGCCAACGGUUGAAGGACCUCUCAGAGUUGGUGCCCAAGCAGGACUUGGACAAACUGCUGCUGAGGCUUGGCCUGCGGGACAUCUGUGAGGUCCCGGCGGUGGAGAAUGGCAUCGAUAGCCACGUGGCCGCCGUCAACGGUAGCAAGACGCCGGAUUUGGGCAUUGAUGUAUCGUUACCAAACAAUGACGAUCAACUGCUGAUCGAAACUUCACCGAAGCACUUUGCUCCGAUCGUCCCGCCGCGGAACAUUCAGAACCAGAUUAACAGCACACUGGAGGCGUUCAAGCCCUCGGUAGGUACCAAGAUGGAGGGCCUACUGCUGAACUCGGAUUCGGACAGUGAUUUCGAUCCGCGGGCACCGGACAACGACAGUCCAUCGAUCGGAGGCAACAAGAUCAGCAACGAUCUGUUCGGAUUCGAACCGCCGAAGCAGAGUCUGGGCCAACAGCUGUUCACCAGCGCGAACAACAACAAUAACAACAACCAUACCGGUUUUACCAACGGUAACAAUGGAACCACAAAUGGAUUCGGUGCUCCCACAAGUCCUCCUCCGAUUUUGGCUCCUCCACCGCAGAAAUCUGCCCCACGAAGGACAACCCCAGCGCACCAGAACAAUGGCAACGGAUACCAGGACUUGUUCGGGUCGGCGCCGUUCAACCCACAGGCACUUGAUGACACAUCCUUCGACAAUUCCUUCGACGAGUCGGCAUUUUCGGUAAACUGCAACUCCACCACCCUAUCGGCGGUCAGUUCCUUCUCCGAGGAGAUGCGAAUCCUGGCCGACAAUUCGUCCAAACUGAACAGCGUCCUAGCGUUGAACAAUAGUCUUCGCAGUGGUCCAUCGACGCUCCCGACGACCACUUCGCUGAACCAUAUUCCCAACGGUCCGUCGUCGACCGGGCAACCGGUCACCAAGCUGAACCCCUUCGCCACGUUGGCCGCUCCGGCCAAGAGUAUGCUCCGCGCCAAUCCGCUGGCCACGGUCAUCAGCGGGCACAGUUCGUACGAUGUGUUCCAGAACGCGCCGGACGGGGACACGCUAACCGACCACAUCCAAAAACGGCUUAUUUAGCUCGGACGACCUGCUGGACACGUUCGAUCCGCUGAAAAAGUGAUGAACCGUGUCUUCCUGCUAAAUCCGGAACAUCCCUCCGGGGCCCGCCGUCUGCUCCACUUCCGAGCGCACGCCGACCAUCCCUCACCGGUUUCUUGUUUUGUCUCUAUUUUUGGUCCAAUUUUGUUUCUUCGGUGGAAUCCGGGCGAAUUGUAUCACAUUCCAAAUGAAUCUCACUCCCCCUACCCCCACUAGCCAUGAAUUAAAAAUCUCCAUAAAAGUGAAUCUCACACCAAUCGGAGUCCUUGCAUCCUCUCGCGUCGUCGUGGUCGGUAAGAAAAAUUGUCCGCUGGGCACAAACGCGGAACGGGAACGGGGAUCUUUAUUAAUUAGGGCACUAUAAAUAAUCACCUUUUACCUAGGGAAACUAUUUAGCGAGGAGAGGAUUACAGCAAUCGAAAUGGGGAGAUUUGUUUUUCUGUGACAGAGUUUAUAAGUGGAAGGUUGAAGAAUUUGGUUUUUGUAGAUGGAUAGAUUUUUUUGGCGGUCACGUGCUCUUCUGGAGUGCAACACAUGGUCCAUACUGAUAAGUAUUAAAAAGCGGAAUCCGAUCAAGAUUGAAGUCAUAUUAAAAACCUUUAUGAAGCAAGCCAACCUUGUGGUGUUUUAUCCCCUCAUAACAAAUGUGAUAAGCAAAUAGCAAAGUGAGACAGCAGAGAGCAAACCGCGGAAGAUUCUUUCAAAAAAUCAAGUGCCGUCACUUUGUGAAUAAAACAACCAGAGCAUUCCAUUCAGUGUACGAGGUGCAGCAAGCCGUUAACUUGAAUGCAAGUUUACCGCCGAUGAAAGCGCGCAUCCCUCUACCGGCGGCUAGUUGAAGCUCUAAGCGGUAUGCGAUACAGUCCGUAGCCCGGCCGUCUCAGCUGCGUCGGAUCCGUGUAUGUGUCGAUGGUGCUAAUGGGAAAAUGUUUGCAAAAUUUAUUGGUUACUUUGCUUAGCCCAAAUUGGAACGGAUUUGAAAAACUUAGAAGUGAUUUAUUUUAUUGUACGUAACUCUAAUACGUACACUGUAGAUUAGAACCAUUUACCUUUAUUUUUUGCAUUGCCCCAUAUUUUUCUAUAUUUUUCCACCCACUACUGCAUUGUGAAUGUUAUAGUGAAAGUUAACGUAUUUUUUUUUUGUUUAGAGAAUAAAAUUAAUAUAUUUCUGUCAUGUAUGUACACUAUGUAUGAAUAACUGAGUAAAACCGAAGGAAAAAAGAGACAAGAUGAAGGAUAUAUUUUCUCCUGCCUGAGGAUUAUAUUAUGUACUAGGAAUAUUGAAAGUACGCAAUAAAAUGUAAUCAAGUAAAUAUUAUUUGUAGAUUCAUUGUUAUUCUAGUUAUAGAUACCGAUUAGCGAUGAUAUUGUGAGCAAUAUGAUCAAUAAAAACUGAAUAUACAAA